Triticum dicoccoides is the source of this 4314-nucleotide messenger RNA. RefSeq lists its product as uncharacterized. The record is from RefSeq and is a predicted model, not a curated record. Lineage: Eukaryota; Viridiplantae; Streptophyta; Magnoliopsida; Poales; Poaceae. The transcript is spliced from 4 exons. The coding region runs from base 333 to 932 and encodes 199 amino acids.
CCUUCCCCGCCGCUGCGCCUCCAGCAACCUCCUUCCCCCGCCGCCGCGCCUCCAGCAACCUCUUUCCCCCGCCACUGUGCCUCCAGCCUGCUCCUUCCCCCGCCGCUGGCGCCUCCAUCCUCCUCCUACCCCCGGCGGGGCGCCGCACUCGAGGCCCGGCACCUGCGCAUCGGCGACCCCGAGCUCCCUGAUCAUCCAUCUCCUCCCUCACAACCCCCAAGUUCAACGACCACGCCCUCCUCCGUCCGUAGCUCGCCACUGCACCCGCGCAACUUGCCGCUACAGGAGCCCCUAUGAAAGAUAACUCGACAUUCCCCUACCCGCGUUGAACCAUGGACUCGACCGUCCCCAGUCCAGCCCCGUGGCGUGGUGGUGGUCGAGUACAUCUCUGCAAGUUCAGAAUCGGGAAACAGGAUGCAGCAAAAAAGCAAGAUUCACAAGUUCGUCUUCUGGAUGCUUUUCAGUACAUGUACUUCCCGUUGGAGGUUCAGGCGACCCUCCGCCUCCUUCUGGCUUCCCUCGGCGACGCUCCAGGCGCCACUCCGCCUCGUCCCCGGUGGGAAGUCCGUCACCGGUCCGUCCAGCGGUCCAAAGCCACCGCCCGAGGCCGUUCACCUUCGCAACACCCCUUUCUAGUAGCCAUCGUGAGGUGUUUAGUCCAGCUCGUGCAACCAACACAGGUCGUUGCCCUUUUUGCCACAACGGCAGUAGCACAAACACGAGCGUGGUCGUCCUCAACCGGUUCCUCACGCGGCCUCCGCGCAAGCCCUGCUCAUGCUUACACCAAAAGUACAACUCUUGCUACUCUCCUCGUACUUGCACUUGCUUAUUUUCUAAGCAAUAAUCCUAUUGCUUCCUCUUGGGGAAAGGGAUCCCAUGUUGAAGUUGUCUUGGUGCUCACCCGCUAUUUAUAUUCAUCACAUAGUGUAUGAAACAUAUGAAAACCAUUCUGGCUUCAGAGAAAAUAUAACCAGUAUAUGUGCAAUUGCGCGAGAAGUUCCCUUAUGAAAGUUCCUUGUAAACAGACCACAUGAAAGUUCAUCGAGAGAAACUUUGUAAGUUCAAAAUGGCUAUAGGAAAACUUUGUAGGUUUAGAUGGGUAUAGAAAACUUUGUAAGUUCAAAAUGGGCACGCCUAACAGUGCAUGAAUAAAAAAACUAAACCCAACAAAGUCCAUGUUGGUUGGUCUACAGUGUGUUGUCAAGAAGGUUGUUGGCCUUGGAGGCUGACACUGGCUCAUCAUCUACCUUCCAAUUAUUGUUAGGCAUAUACCACUGAAACUGCAGGUCGCGCCCUCCUCCCGCUGUAGGCCGUGUCCUCCUCCCGCAUAGCCUAUUGGUUGGCGUACCGUGACCCCUCCUCAUAUUUUUGGUAUGAAUUUGAUGAAUCUUCUUGAUGCUCUGUUCUUAUUCAUCUAGACAUUCCUCCUCAUAUUGAUUGUUUGUAUUGCUUGUACCGGUUUCGUUCUUGCAUGUAUGUUUCAGUUCGAUCUUUUGAGAUAGCUCAGAUUACUUCCAACUGUGAAGAUUGACAUGCAUAUUUGGGGAUGAGAUUUUCAGGUACUAGUUUGGCAAUGUAUCUAACCUGUACUAAAAUAUUUCAGCAGUUCAACAGGGCACGCGGAGUUCAGUUCGACGGUGACGAGCCAGGGUUUAUUUCUUUUCUCAUUUGUAUCGCUUGGUCGUCAGGUCGCAGCCUCUUCCUUCUGCAGGUCGCCGCCUCCUGCUGCUGCUGGCCGUGCCCCAUCCCCCAUUCCCGCAGCGGCCAGGCCGUUCACCUCCAGUACCACAGUCCGUUCACUGCCGACAGCCGAGGCCGUCCAGUGACGCAGCGACGAGGUCUAGCCUUCCCCCUUCCUCUUUUCAUGUACCAUAUUCUUCCGUAGAUGUACAUUCUUGUGUAGUACAUUUGUUUAUUGUGUAUAUUCGUUUCAAGUUCAAAAAAAAGAUAAUAAAAAGGUUCAUAAAAGAACCCAGAACAUCGGGUAGCUCUGGAAUCUGGGAGUUCAGGAAAAAUUGAUCCAAAAUGAACAUGGAGAGGGUUUUGAUUUCAGAGAAGUUGUAGAACAAAAACGAAAGAAAAACCACUGUUUCUAUUGUUGUUAUUUUGUUGCCCUCUUGGUGUUUACUGAAAUGCUUACAACAACUUAACUUGUUUUCUUUUCAUGUUUGUCUUUUGUUAAAAUGAAGCUAAGGUGUUGUACUGCUCUAUUAUGUACAUCCGGGCAUGAUGCACAGAAUAAAACAUCAUGAGAUCCUUGGUUUACUUACAGGUAGGUCAUCAGUUCAAACCUAACACAGAAACUCCUUGGUUGGCAUUUGAGCUCUUGUUUUCCCAAGACUAGUACUGGUAAAUGUUAUUUCACUAUGUAUUCUUUCCUCAAUCCAUAGAGAAACAUGGGAAUAGUUUGAUCGUGUUGGAUACAUAGUUCAAUUGUAUAUAUCAUAAGAAGAAAAGAACAUGUUUUCUAUAGGACAAAAUCAAAAACAUUAUUAGCAACUCACUUUGUAUUCUACCAUCAGUUCUCUCUGUGUUAGAGAGAGGGUUCGGUGUCUCAUUGUUUUCACUUGCCCCAAAAAAAUGUUCUGUUGCAGAUUAGGAACAUUGUAUUUACAUUUUUUAAACAAAGAACUAAUCAGUUCAUAUAAGUUCAAAAGACAAAGUGUUGAAAGUUCAAUUGAAAGCUCUCACCAGCGUUGUGACCUCCCCCAGCCAGCCCCCAUGGCUUGCCUCGAUGGUGCCCCCAAGCUGGUCUAGAACCACCAUGAUGAAUAGAAAUCCAUCCAACUAUUCACUUAUACCCUCAUGAUCAUUUUAUUGUAUAGAUGUGCCUUUUCUGUUGGACUCUCCUUCUUAUUUGCUUGUCAAAAUUUGGUUUUAAUCCACUACAAUUUCCAUGAGUGGAUUUAAAAACCAACAAAUGCACAGUUUAAAAAUGCAUACAACAACUACAAAAUAUCAAUUUAGUUCGGUCCAAAUUGUAAUUUUAGUUCAGUCCAAUUCCUAGUUUUACUUCAGUUCAAAUUCCAAUUUUAGUUCAAUUCAAUUCUUAUUUUUAGUUUAGUUAAGUUCAGUAUUAAAUGCCCAGAUAGUGCCUAGAAAAAGUGAAGAUAGGUUUGUAGUGAUGUUUAUGAUAGACUGGUAGUUGGAAGAUUUAGAGGUAAAAAAUAUUUUCUUGCAAUCUGCUGAAUGCUUCAAUUCGUUGCGUGCGAAUUUUGUUAUAGCAAAAAACUGAAUGGUAGGUAAGAUGACUAUAGUUAUGGCAAAAACAGUGAAACUUUUAGAAGUUUUUUUUCUUAAUCUCGGGUUAAUACAUGAACAUGGUCGUCUUUUUACAUGUACUUAUCAUCAGCUCGUCAGAGCUGUUCGUGUACUUGUAACACAAUCAACUCAGGUUUGGAGAUACUAUAAAAAGGGCAACCUGGUGCAUGUAGCUCCCGCUUGCGCAGGGUCCAGGGAAGGUUUGGAGAUACUAUAAGUUCAGAGAAAAAAAUACAAAAAGGAGGCCGUUCAUCCUUACAACCUCAAGCCGUUGACCUCCGCCGAGCGAGGCCGUGCGACGAAGCAGCGAUCAUGCCAUCCACCUCUACCACAGGAGGCCGUUCGACGAUGCAGCGCUCAGGACAUUGUGUUUUUUUCAGUACAUGUUUUGUGUGUUUUUCAGUUCACCUACUUAAUGAUAUUAUGUCCAAUUUCCCCUUUGUUUACAGUUGUUCCUAUAGUACAAUAGGUGUUUCUAUUAUGCCUUAAUAAGCAUUUAGGAAAACCUUGUAUGGAUCGAAACUACCAUAUGCUCUAUUCUAUUCUUGUAAAUGAAGCUCCACUUCUGUUUUGUUUGAAGUUACUUGGCAUAAAAAUUAGUAUAUGUUUUAUUGUAAAAAUCAUAUAUAAAAUGUCUUGAUGCAUGCUAGCAGAAAUCUGAAAAUAAACUCAGCAUAGUUCCUAUAUUUUAUUCAAGUUCGAAGCAAAACAUUUCUAACAACUUAUCGCUCCUUGCAGGAUACAGAGUAUUCAUCGCAUUUGUCAUCGAGCGAUUGCACCACUAUCUUCAGAAGCUCAUCACCCUGAGGAAAUCAGUCAACACCUCCCAGAGAGGAGGUUGAAAAAUUCCAAAUGUAGUUCAAACAUGAAUUUGAGAAAAUGAUUCCUCGGCUAAGUUUGAAAAAUGUCAUUCUGUGAAGUUUGGCUAUUCAGCCAUUGACUAGUCAAUGGUGGAGUUGUAAUUUUGUUUCUUCUGUACAUACAUGAAAUGAAUGUAAUCAACGGAAAGAAACAUAUGUUGAUUCUCCAAGUUAGAGUUCAUUUUUGUUUUUC